This is a messenger RNA of Amblyraja radiata (thorny skate), 3937 nucleotides long. Its product is annotated as interleukin-11 receptor subunit alpha-like. The coding region runs from base 283 to 1446 and encodes 387 amino acids. The record is from RefSeq and is a predicted model, not a curated record. Gene Ontology annotation, molecular function: protein binding. Lineage: Eukaryota; Metazoa; Chordata; Chondrichthyes; Rajiformes; Rajidae. The transcript has 14 exons.
GUUGUGUGACUGAUUGACAGGCUGGGCUGCAGACGCAGGAAUGUCCAGCGCUCGUUAACUUGGAGCAGUGAUAAAGCGCCAGGGAGACGUGGUUAAUCCUGCUGGAUGAUCCAGAACCAACGCAUAAGGAACUUUUCAUGCAGAAGCUGUUCCAAUGAGCUAUCCUAUGCAGACGGAAAAUUGAUGUAGAGCUAAAAAGAUCUGUGCAAAAUUUUUUGUCCUAUCCUGAUAAGCCUUAAAUCCACUGGUGUUUCUCUGCCACUUUCUGAUUAAAAAGAAAAGAUGAUUGGUUCUACCUCCUGCAUUUACCAUGUAUUUGUUUUGGCCGUUGUCUCAUUUUUGAAUCCAGCUGAUGCAAAUGGUUUCAGAGGGAAUGACAUAUUGUAUGGAAGAAUAGGAACAGAUAUUACCUUGAUGUGCAAUGCUGCAAAUGGCAGGAUUGUUCAGUGGAAAGUUAAUGGGAGCCUAGUGGUGCAAACAAACAGUACCAAAGUACAAAAUGGAAACCUCCUUCUGUUAAUGGCAAGCUUGACUGUGGAAGGAAACUAUAGUUGUCACGGCGAAGCUGGGGAAAUGUUGCAUUCAACUCAAUUAAAACUUGGAUAUCCUCCAAGUAAGCCAUUGGUGCACUGCGAGGCUCAAAACUUUUACAGAAUUUACUGCUCUUUGGAAAAGAGUCACAAGGAAUUCUUUCCCACCAGUUACAUUGCAACCUAUAGGGAUCCGGAGAGCAACGUUUGGAAUUGCACGACACAAGUACCUAGUAAUAUUUGUCAAAUAGACAAUCCUGAAUUAUUUUCACCCAUCCCAUAUGUAAUAAAUAUAACGGCUGUCAAUCCAGUUGGCCACAGGACCACACUGUUAGAAAUUUUAACACCAGACAUUGUUCAGCCAGAUCCACCUUCGAAUGUAAAAGCUGAGCCUGUUUUUGGAUCUUCCAGAAGAAUAAAAGUCCAGUGGAACUAUCCAUUAUCAUGGAGUCCACAUUUUGAAUUAAAAUUCAUCAUGGAAUAUAAACUUCAGCAAAACAACUUCAUGUCUAGGAUGGAGACAAUCGAGAAAGAAGAAACUAUUACUGAUGCCAUCACUGCUCAACUGUAUGUGAUUCGUGUUAAAGCAAAGGAUUCUUUAGACUUUGGGAAGUGGAGUGACUGGAGUUCUGAAGUAUUUGUCACUACAUGGAGUGAAAUUAUCCCAACCACUAUCCCUGCAUUUACAAUGGACUACAUGGACUCUCACAGUCAACAAACAGUAUUUGCCUCUUCUCCGACUUCAAUACUUUUAGAUCCUGAUGUGUUGGAUAAGGACGCUGUCAUAUUGAUCUCAAUUGCCAUCUUGGUUGGACUACUCACAAUAACGACCGUGUUUGUGUUAUGGGUCAGAAAGAAAAAUCAAGAAGCACAUGAGGCCAACGUUUUGAUGAAGAAGACACUACCAUAUUUUUAAUGAAUUUGGCUAUAUUAUCAUAGCCUAAUGUCACAAAUUGUUUGAUGCGGUUUGGUUUCUGCCGCUAAGUUUGGUUUUUGAAAAGCAGAAUUUAAACACGAUGAACUCAACAACCAAAAAACAUCUGCUUGUUAUCAGAAGAAAAAUGUUGGCAGCUUCCGAAGACUAACAAAGGAUAACUAUCAGAAAGAAUGUGGCGAGUCUUCAGAUCUGCAUCGUGUCGCAAAAUGUCCGCAGUGUACAGAAGAAAAAAUCAUUCUUAAUUUUAACUGUCUCCGUUACCUGCAACCACAAGAUACCGUACAACUGUUGCAGCAGGAAGUUGGAGCUAAGUGCUAAGGAAAUAGUGAUUAUUACGUGUAAAAGUCUGAGCCAGUUUUGGUCUUUGCUUACUUUAAAGCUCUUGACCAUUUGAGUAUAGAAUCACAUCUGUAAAGUAUUUUCUGUGACUUUUUAAUUGCAAAGGAGAAAUGCUCUGUGUUGCACAGGUGUUGAUGUACAUCGAAGGGAAAAGACAUAAGAUGCGGAUUAUGUACAUCGCUGCUUUUUGUCUGUGCAGCCUUGCUCAUUUCUGUAGAGCAUAAACUAUACAUAAAAUUAACCGUUAGAGAGCAGGAGUGCUGUUAGUUUAAUAUUUUUGCACAAAUUGUGCUUGAAAUCAAACAUUUUAGAUAAUAGCCAUAAAAAUUAAAGGUGGCUUAAUGAUUCGGGUUCCUAACUUUUUUGUUCUUUAUUAUUGAAAUGUCAAAUUGCAUCAAUUUAAUUGUGGCUGCUGCUCUUCAAUCAAAAGAAUACCUUGCCAAAGCAUGGUGAUGAUUUAGUAAGACAUUUAAAUGUCUAUUUAAUGGAGAUAUUUCCAAAUUGGUUCAAUUUCUGUACAAAUUUAUUUCACACGCUCAUCACGUAAACACGCAUACAAGCUGUACAAAGUUUGAGCAAAAUACUUUCUUGAAAAAUGUGGUUAACUCUGUAAUUUUCCUGAUACAGUAAAAUUUGCUUGGUCAUCCAGGUUGAAAAGCACGUUUAAAAAUUGGCUUUUUAAAGCUUUUUUUAAACCCAGUGAAUCCACCAAAACAAGAGUACUUUCAUUAAACGAAAAUGUGCCAUCUGAAAAACAUUGUAAAAUAAUUGUUAUCCUUCACUAAAAUUGCCAGUAUUGCUAAAUAUGAAAUAUCAUGUUUUCUGUGUAUAAUUUCAAUAUUAUUGAUUUCUCGCCAAUAUUUUGAGGAAAUUUAUGCUUUUUAAUACAAAUCUAGAAAUUACUAUUGAAGGUCUUGGAGAUAUUAAAACUGUUUGCAACAUCAGUUUUUAAGUUGUGAAUGAGCCAAACAACGAGAUCUGCCAUUAUAUCUAUAUUGUAGCAAAAUUGCUUGAUGGGCAGAAUCAAAUAACAACCUGAGGGCAAGCCGCAAUGAAGGAGUAGGUCAGAUGUUCAAAACCUUGGUCUAAACUAUGGGAUUUAUGAAGGUCAGAGGAAGAAAUGGAAACAGAAGGAAAUUCAGAUUGUCGGGCCUUGGCAGAUGAAGACUGGUGGUGAGAAUAUUUAAUCAUUUUAAGUUUAUGGGAAGUUGAGCAAGAAAAAUCAGAUGUUCAUUGGAAAAGUUGAGAGGUAUCAAAGGAUGAUGGAGACCAAAAAUGGUGGUUUCAUCUCCUGUCUUUAAUAGGAGGAAUGUGUGCUGAUCCAGCACAUUGAAAGGCAGUCUGACAAUUUAGAGACAGUGAAUGGCAUAAGAAAGGCAGUUAUUUCCCCCCCCCCCCUCCCAGUAGGUAGCCCUCAAUGCACGUUAUAUAAUUGUUAACCACAAAUUAGCAUUGCCGUAUAAAUGAGUUUAAAAAUCAGUUACUAAGCAGUUGGUGCAAGGAGAAAAGGCACUUGUCUGAGUAUGGUCUACUUUCUGUUGUGAAGCAACUAGUGCAUCUUGGAUGGGAAAAUGAAACUUAUACUGGCCAACAUCUGUCAAUUAUUUGUCAUAGAGUUGGCUGCAUUAAUUGCAAGAUCAUAACUGUCAAGUGAGUCGCUAUGAAACUCUUCUACUAACCAACCAGUCGGCUUGCUUCUACCAGAAGAAUAUCUCAAUAGACAAUAGGUGCAUGAGUAGGCCGUUUGGCCCAUCGAGCCAGCACCACCAUUCACUGUGAUCAUGGCUGAUCAUUCACAUUCAGUACCCCGUUCCUGCCUUCUCACCAUAUCCUGACUCUGAGCUUUAUCCAACUCUCUCUUGAAAGCAUCCAGAGAAUUGGCCUCCACUGCCUCACUGAUCUCAUGAAUGGUUAGGUUUGAAAACGUUAGCAUCAAGGACUAAAUUGAUAAACUAAGUUGCUAAUAUUUCAUUUAUGCCAUACAGAUAUUGUCAUUCUGAGCAGAGAAGAGGCCAAUUGAGCAAUGUGCUUUGACUGUUUUCUAGAAGUUAUCAGUCAAAUUCCUUUUGAAGUAUCUCUAAUUCUAGAUAGCUUUAUUGUUGAACAUUUGAUAUUGAUAAAAAAUAUAGCU